Procambarus clarkii (red swamp crayfish) is the source of this 1419-nucleotide messenger RNA. RefSeq names its product cuticle protein 19.8. Lineage: Eukaryota; Metazoa; Arthropoda; Malacostraca; Decapoda; Cambaridae. Gene Ontology annotation, cellular component: chitin-based extracellular matrix. The record is from RefSeq and is a predicted model, not a curated record. Gene Ontology annotation, molecular function: structural constituent of chitin-based larval cuticle.
GGGGAAGACGUGGAGAUGCUCCAGAAGCCCCGCCCGCCCUAGACCUUGACAACCCGUAUAUAAAGAGCGUCUUGGCCUGGGCCCAGCAGACAGCUCCUUCUUGGUGGGUCAACAUGAACGCUCUGACUGUACUCUGUAUUGCGGCUGCGGUGGCCUACAGCAGCGGGCAGCUUCUAACUUACUCUGGCCUGUAUGGUGGCUAUCCUGGGAUACAUGGCGCCUAUCCUGGGAUACAUGGCGCCUAUCCUGGUACAUAUGGCGCCUAUCCUGGUGUCUAUGGAGCCUAUCCAGGUGUGUAUGGCGCAUACCAUGGGCUCCUUCCUGCAGCUUCACCAAUUACAUUUAAAUCUGUGGCUGCUUCACCUGUCACAAUAAAGGCUGCUCCCUCUCCUAUCACCAUCAAUGCUGUAGCUCCAACACCUUUGACGUACAACGUGGCUCCUGUCGCUCCUGUGACUCCCGUCCAGUCCCAGUACCACGCCCAGGACGAGCUGGGCCAGUAUUCCUUCGGCUACUCCGGCGGUCCUUCAUCCCGAGCUGAGACUCGUGACGCCUUCGGCAUCGUCCGCGGGUCGUACAAUUAUGUUGACGCUAAUGGUAAGAUUCAGACCCAGCAAUAUGUGGCUGACGCCCUUGGUUUCCGUGUAGCUGGCACCGAUCUGCCCGUGGCACCAGAUGCCCCUCCCGCAACUCUAGGUUCCCUGCCAGAACCAGUACAGGACACUGCUGAGGUCGCCGCUGCUAAGGCUGCCUUCAAGACUGCUUAUGACGAAGCAGCGGCCGCCGCUGCUGCAGCUCCAGACACCCGCAAAAAGCGCUCCAUCUCGACCAUCCCAGCUCUCGGGGCUUAUUCUCCCCUUCGCUUCUCCUACGGGUUCAACGCUCCUUUGACUUACGCCCACGCACCUGUGAUAGGCUCUCCUCUCACUUACACAGCCGCCUUCCCUGGUCUCACCACCUACAACGCCGCCCCCGCCAUCACAACCUACAGAGGUGCUCCUGCCCUCGGUUACACUGCCGCAGUUGCCGCUCCUGCUGCUGCCCUCCGCGACGCUCAGCUCCUCCGAAUUGUGCACAACCCUGGGCAUGCUGUCUCCUACCGCGUGGACUAGGCGUCGCAGAGUAAAACUGUUCCCACUGUCUCCACUCAUGUGGUUAUGUGUUGUAGAGCAUCUGUCAUAGAUCACUUGAUGUUUGUUGGUUCUAAGGCAUCGCUGAAGAUUUAGUUUGAUUAAAACAUCGUCAAGAAGUUGAAUUCAAACUAUUCGAUUAAUUAAUGCAGUAUAAAUUGUUUAGUAAGCAUCAUACCAUCAAAAUCUUUAUGACUGACGUUGACGCACUCUCACAUGUACUUAUUGCUCAUGUUGACCUAAAAAUUUUUUUUUAAAUGAUAUAGUUAAAAUAAAUGAUUUCUGAAAA